Messenger RNA from Heterostelium album PN500, 2208 nucleotides. RefSeq lists its product as uncharacterized. The transcript has 8 exons. NCBI's taxonomy places the organism in Eukaryota, Evosea, Eumycetozoa, Acytosteliales, Acytosteliaceae. Bases 1 to 2208 code for a protein of 735 amino acids. The record is from RefSeq and is a predicted model, not a curated record.
AUGACUACCAACAAUAAGAAAAGAAAUCAUGAUGAUGAAUCUAAUGUUGUAGAGGAUAUCGACAACAAGAAGGUAAAAGGUGAAGCAAUGGAUUUUGGUGAAAUCGAUAGAUUAUAUAAAGUUAUUAAAACAGAGAACAAUGAAGCUUUAAUCAAUGAAGCGUUCGAAAAGUUAAAAGAUGAGACCACAACCAAAUCUAAAUGGUCAUCGAUUCCAAUCAAAUUGAAAGAAACACUAAUCAACGAAGCCUGUAUGACACUCCUAUCGAAGAAUCAAUACGUUCAUAAUCUAUUCAUUCCAUAUAUAGCAAAGCUUAUUAUUGAAAACUAUGAUACAAUCGAUUCAAUAAAACAAACAAUUGAACAAAUGUUUGAAAAAUUCGAAUUCUUACCAACAAUCGAAGCAAAGAGAUCUUGUUUGAAAUUAAUUGACUUGAUCUUUAGAGAUAAUGAAGAAUAUGGUGAAGCAUUCCAUGAUAUCGCGUCGUCGUUGUCGAUAAUCACCAAACACGUUCAAACAUUACCACCACAGUAUCACAUGGAGUUCUUGAUUCUCUUGGUGAACAUUGUUUCAAAAUGUCCAUUACAUAACUCUGAUAAUCUAGUUGAUCUUGCAGAAGUCUUAAGAGAUUUUUCAAUUUCAGAUGAAUUCGAACCUGAAAGUUUCACUAAAACAAUUAUAGAGACAUUAGAAUCAACAACAUUACCAAUUGAAACAAUACAGUUCUUUUCAAAUUUAUUGGCUAUUUUCUUUGCACAUUUCUCAUAUGAUGCGAAUCCACGUGAAGAAUAUAUAAGUUUAAUGUUCAAAUGGAUUUCACAGGUACCUUAUGAUGAUAUUCUAGAAGCUUGGAUAAAAGAUCCAAAUGCUGAUACAGUAGCAACUCCAAAAGAAUCUAGUGCAAACGAAUCAAUUGUAGUAUUAUCUAAUGCUCAAGCAAGUUGGGUAUUUGAUUGCUUCAAACCGAAAUGGGAUGCAGCAAUGAAAUCUAAAGAUUGGAAACAAUUGUAUUACUGUGGAAAUAUUCUUGGUCAAAUACAUGAAAAUUGCAUCGGAAUAAUUACAGAUACUCUAUAUAUGGAAAUGUUAGAUGUUAUUAUUUCACCACCAAAUCAAAUGAUACAAAAUAUCUAUUUAAAUUUAACAUCAAUGGUAUUCCAAGAGAGGGGUGACGAUAUGGAAGAUGAGUUGAUUGGUACUUUCUUGGAGAAACUCUUGGCGUUGGAGAAUCCAUCGGCUUUUAUACAACCUUCGAUUCUCAAGGCAAUAGGAGAGAUCAUCGAUGAGAAAGAGACAGAGAUUAUCGACGAUGAAAUGUCACAAAAGAUCUUUAACUAUAUUAAGCCGUUCCUAAAAAUCGAUCAACCAUCAUCCAUCAUUGAGAAUUCCAUUAGUGUAUUCACAAGUCUUGUCGAUAUUGCUGGUAUCGAUGAUUUCAUAGAGUUUAAAGAUCAGUAUUUAAUGUUGUUGAUAGACGUACUCCAAAAGAAUGUCAAUGGAUUCAACGAUCUCAAGGGCAGAGUCAUGGAGGCAAUGAGUGUACUCGGUACCAUCUUGCCAAAACAAGACAAGCAAUACGAUGAAUAUGUUGUUCAAGCGAUUCAGCUCAUUAGAAAACUGGAGCCGAGUUGCUAUACUAAACAAACGGAUUUCUAUAUGCGUGCACACGUGCGAUUCGCUCAGCGUCUGGGCAACCGCUUCGAACCCUACUUGGAUUCUACCUAUCAGUAUUUACUAAAGGUGAUGUCGUCCCACAGUGAUCCUUCACAUCGUGCCAAGCUUGAAGCCGGUGAUGUAUUGUUGAUUGACAAUAUAAAACUGGCAAUGGAGAUGACUAUGGUACUUACAGAGUCAACAGUCGAUUUCUUCCAUCGUUAUGUCGGAUCGAUUGCCACCGAAGUGUUAAAGUUGAUCGAUUUCGACUUGGAUGAUACUAUCAAGAGUGAUGCUACCAAUACCCUACCGAAACUAUUUGCAUUCUACAAGUUAAAUAGCAUACUCUCGACAAAAGAGAAGAAAAAAGAUCUGGUCAAAAAUGACGAUGGUCCAACCAAACUAUUCAAAAUCAUAGCAAAUCGUUUGGUUAAAUCAAUGGAAAUCGAAGAAUUUGAAGAUGCAUUGGAAAGCAAACAACUUGCACUACAAAUUUGUGGACAAAUUAACAAGAUGGAUUUAGGAAGCAUUUUAGAAUUCAUUGAAAACAAUUAA